Messenger RNA from Bacidia gigantensis, 531 nucleotides. RefSeq lists its product as uncharacterized. The transcript has 2 exons. Bases 1 to 531 code for a protein of 176 amino acids. The record is from RefSeq and is a predicted model, not a curated record. Lineage: Eukaryota; Fungi; Ascomycota; Lecanoromycetes; Lecanorales; Ramalinaceae.
AUGUCUACACACGGAAACAUCGUUAAGAAAGACGGCCAGUGGACAGUCGAUGGACAUAUACCCUCCUCUCCGUCCAAGCAUCCAGUCCUGUCCUGCAUUGCCAAAGAUUUUGAAAAAGCGAAGAACCUGCUGAAGUUCCAUGCACCCAGCCGUCCACGCGAAACGUUCAAGUUUUUGUCCCACCAGCACCCGAAUAUAACCCCUGGCCACUCGAUCAUAACCCUCAAAAUUAUUGUUCCCCCUGGAGCAGCCACACCGCCGCACCGUCACAGUGGUGCCGCAGUCACCGCGCUCAUGAUCGAGGGUGUCACUCUCAAUCAGAUGAAUGAUGAGCCCGCCAAGACGUACAAGGAGGGAGAGACUUGGUAUGAGAGCCCUGGGUGCCAUCAUGUGAGGAGUGAGAAUAACACGAAGGAGGAGGCGGCUUUUUAUGCGGUUUUUAUCGUUGAUGAUAAAUUGAUUGAGGAGAGUGGGUAUGAGGGAUUGUUUGUGCUUGACAAGGAGGAGGAGGAGAAGAAGGCGAAAGCGUGA